AUGAAGCUGCAACCACACCGGAUCGAGCUCGUCCAGCCCCCACACACCGCCCGGAGCGCCUCGCCCAAAUUUCCUUAUACCCCGCCUCGCAUACAGCCCCUUCCUACUCUCCCCGCCCUCGAGCAGCACGGCCGCCCCGCCGGUCAGCUCCGCCCGCUGCUUGUCCAAACGACAUCUUCUUCUACACCGAUGCGACCCCCGGGCGACAACACUGGUGCUCCAUCCUGGCAUGGAUCGAUCCUGCCGCUCUUCCAGCAAGUCGGCUACGGCAAAGGGGAGCCGGACGUGAUCAUACAACUCGAAGGAGGGACGAUCGGCGCGCACUACUGCAUCCUCGACGCCCGGGCGCCUGGCUUUCUCAAGCGCCACAUCCACACGGCGACGAUGUGCAGCGACGGGAAGGUGCAGAUCUCCGUGGACGACACAAACAUGCCGGCACCGUCGGUCUGGGUGUUGAUCCAGUUCGCCUACACGGACAUGUUGCCCGUCCUGGGUGGCCUUGAUGGCGCCAGUCGCAAGGCGAUGAUCCGACACCUCCUUAUCGCCGUCGAGAGGUACAGCAUGGGCAGGCUAAGGGCGAUCUGCGAGCGUGUCCUGUGCAAGAGCCUCGACAUCAAGACUGUGGCAGCCACGCUGGCCAUGCCCGACCGACACGGCUUCAAGAAGCUGAGUGAAGCUUGCACCAAGUUCAUGGCUAUUCCCUGGCAUCCAAAUAUUCAUGCUUCAUAUGCGUCAUUCUCGUGCACCUUCGCUGUAUAG
Messenger RNA from Hordeum vulgare subsp. vulgare (domesticated barley), 759 nucleotides. RefSeq names its product BTB/POZ and MATH domain-containing protein 1-like. Gene Ontology annotation, biological process: protein ubiquitination. The transcript has 2 exons. The record is from RefSeq and is a predicted model, not a curated record. NCBI's taxonomy places the organism in Eukaryota, Viridiplantae, Streptophyta, Magnoliopsida, Poales, Poaceae. Gene Ontology annotation, molecular function: protein binding. Bases 1 to 759 code for a protein of 252 amino acids.